GGAAGUUUCCUGAACGUGAGUGUGAUGUUGUGAACCCAUGCUGCCUGUUCUUAACCCAGACUUGGACAGCCACUUUGGAACGCAUGUGCACGUGCUGCUGUGUGCUUGAGAAUCGGUGAGCUGAUCGUCAUGAUGCUGGAGAGGAGCACGGUGACGGUGGUGGCGGAUAUCUUCUUCAGCAGGAGACUCUCAUCGGAGGAGGAGGAGGAGGAGAGAAUUCACUGUCGCUGCUCCAGAGCCUAUGUGCAGGAUCGGGAGCUGUACCGCUCUGACAACAGAUUGCUCUCAUUUGAUCAGGCGGACACUGUGGUCCAAGAAGCAGAUGAUGAAGAGGAAGCAGAAGAGGAGGCUGAGGUGGAGGAGGGGGUUUUGGAUGAAGAGGCUCAGCUGAUGUUGAACAUGGGUCUGCCCCUGGCCUUCGUAAGCUCUACUAAACGGAGGAGAGCGGGGAGGAGAUCCAACAGGAAAUCUGCCACAUACUGUGCAGAGUCGGCUGAAGAGGAGGGAGAUGAUCUACAGGUUGACAACAAAGCUGAAGUGUGUGAUCCACGAGAGGAAGGAACAGGAGGGACCCAAGCUGCCGGCUGGGAAACAUACUGGGCUCAACAGGGUGAAGCUCUGCUGUGGAGCAGCUGGCUGGAGAAACAUCCAGACACUGACCAAGGAGCAGUGACUGCUCUUUGGGAGGACCCACACACAAAAGAUGUCUGGGACCAACAUGCCACAGAGACCUACUACUCCUACUGGGAACAGUACUCAUACUGGUCAGCUCAGGGUUGGACCGCCGACCAGUCUGUCUGUAAUGGGAACACUGGUGGGGAAGCAGCAGCAGGGGAGGUGGGCGGAGGCAUAGAGACAGACCCAGAGGAAUGGAGGGAUGGACAGACUGGGUCUGAGAGCCAACAGAGCGCAGAGGAAGUGAAGGCUCUUCAUGAUGACGUUGAGGUUUUGAAUGAUGAGUUUGGACAGAGUUGCACAUUAGAAGCAGGUGGGAGAUCAGUGAGUGACUCAGAGCCACACACACAGCAGCAACCUUCUGAUGGUGGGAAUGGUCACAAGAGACCUGCUUCCUCCUCACAGCUGAACACAGCUGAACAUAAAGAUUCCCAGCAGCCUCCUGGCUGCCCUGACAGACAGCAUGGCUCCAGGAAUAACAUGUCAAAUCGAGAAGAUGAUGACGAUGAGGACAAACCCCCGGGAGGAGAAUCUGCUAAAGUCAAAAGCAGCCAUGAGCUGGAUGUGGAGGAGAGCCCAAAUCUGACAGCUGAGGAAGCUUGGCGUGAACUGGGACUCAAACACAACCCUGAGCCUGUGUUCGACAGUGUGUUCAGCUUUAAAGGCAGUGCUGGUCAGAAGCGUCAGAGGCGAUGGUGUUCUAAAGGAGCCGUCCGCAGCAUCAACAAACACAGCUGGUUCUCAGAGGCGUCUGGAGACAACACACAGCCACACAUCAGCACCUCCCUCUCCAAGGUCAAAAACUUCCUUGAAAAGAACCGGAGAGAGACACAGAUGAGUCCAUGUGAGCAGGGUGAGGUGGGAGGAGGAAGCACACAGGAACCUGAGGAUAAGCCUCCUCAAGAAGAAGAUCAGAGGAGGAGGAAUACGUUAACUGAGGAAGGAAAUGAAGAGGCUGUGGAAGAAGAGUUUCGGUCAAGUUUAGAUUCACAGGCAGCCAUCAACUCCACUACUGUGGCUGUGGAGGGUGAGAGGGGGAGGGAGGAGCAGCCCGGUAGACCGUUAACAGGUCUAGAAAUUCCUGACUUUCUGGUGUCUGACGCACCUGAAGGCAACAAUGAGUUGAAUGUGAAACGUGGGAAGAAGCCAAAGGCUAAGAAGAGUAAGCGAUGGAGGAAGCAGCAGGUCCCCGCAGAGAUGGCAGCUGAACCCCAGCUGGCUAAAUACUGGGCUCAACGCUACAGACUCUUCUCUCGCUUUGAUGAAGGCAUCAGGCUGGACCGAGAGGGCUGGUUCUCUGUGACACCGGAGAGGAUCGCUGAGCACAUCGCCCUCAGAGUGGAGCAGAGCUUCCCUGACUCUCAGCUGAUCAUCGACGCCUUCUGUGGUGUGGGAGGAAACGCCAUCCAGUUCGCCCUCACUGGAAAGAGAGUCCUGGCCAUUGAUAUUGACCCGGUGCGGUUGGACUUGGCGCGGCACAAUGCUACGGUUUACAACGUCACGGACCGAAUUGACUUCCUGCAAGGGGACUUCCUUCAGCUGGCACCCCGUCUCCGUGGUGAUGUGGUUUUCCUUUCACCACCAUGGGGAGGGCCAGACUACCUAACUGCCGAGGUGUUUGACAUCCAGACCAUGAUGCAGCCUGAUGGAUUUCAGAUCUUCUGUCUGGCCAAACUGAUAUCGGACAACAUCGUGUACUUUCUGCCUCGCAAUGCCGACGUGGAUCAGAUUGCCUCUCUGGCUGGUUCAGGAGGGAAGGUGGAGGUGGAGCAGAACUUCCUCAACAAUAAGCUGAAGACCGUGACUGCUUACUUUGGCAGCUUGAUAAACUCCGACAGCUUGUAACUCUGGAAAAGUCAAUUUCUACUCCGUCUGAUUAACACUUAAAUCAGACUGCCGUUAUUAGAGAUUUACAAAUACAUUUUAAUUGUACAAUUAUUAGAAUGUUGUUUGUUGUCAUUUUCAUUGUUGAUAUGAGAACAUUUCUUUACACCCUUUAGCUUCGGGCCGGGUCAGGUUAAGUGAAGUUUUGUAAUACUGAUUUCUCUAUAUAACCUACAUGAGUAAACCAAACCAUCAGGGAGUUGCUAUUUUUAUAUAAUUAUUCUUAAUGCUUGUUGGUGUCUGAUGUCUGGCCAGAUGUUUGACCAGAACCUCCUUCAGCUCAGACUACUGCGACCAGCGCAUCUCAUACCACGAUUCCACGAGUCCAACUGUUUGAAAUGGUAUAUUUUAAAGACUCCCCCCCCCCCCCCCCCCCCCCAAACACUCCUUGUUUUGCUCAGAAUUGGAGGUCUCAGGGAGUUAAGUGUCACCAGAUAAAACUUCAUGAAUCAACUUGUGUGUGUGUGUGUGUGUGUGUGUGUGUGUGUGUGUGUGUGUGUGUGUGUGUGUGUGUGUGUGUGUGUGUGUGUGUGUGUGUGUGUGUGUGUGUGUGUGUGUGUGUGUGUGUGUGUGUGUGUGUGUGUGCAGUAUGUACACUUGAAAUCUGCAAUCGCUUUCUUCUUGGUCAUGCCACGCCCAAGAUGUGGCUAUUCUGUCCGAGACUAUGAAUAAGCAAGAACAGUUUCCUUUUAUUAAAUCUUUUUUUAAAGCUCA
Messenger RNA from Cottoperca gobio, 3273 nucleotides. It is a transcript of the gene tgs1, whose product is annotated as trimethylguanosine synthase 1. The transcript is spliced from 15 exons. Gene Ontology annotation, molecular function: RNA cap trimethylguanosine synthase activity. Bases 130 to 2520 code for a protein of 796 amino acids. NCBI's taxonomy places the organism in Eukaryota, Metazoa, Chordata, Actinopteri, Perciformes, Bovichtidae. Gene Ontology annotation, biological process: 7-methylguanosine cap hypermethylation. The record is from RefSeq and is a predicted model, not a curated record. Gene Ontology annotation, cellular component: nucleus.